AAAAUACGAGGAAAACAUUCGCCGGUUAAGAUGCGCGUGGGCCCUUUAGUGUCAUGUGGAUUCCCAAACAAACAUGACCUGAUGCAUUGCUAUGCCAAGUUGUUUCAAAAGUCUGUGGCUAUAAGUGUAUAGGACGAAUUGUUUAUUUAAAUAAAUUAGAUAACAAUUUACAUGAUUAAGUACAGACUUACAAUAAAAUUAAAACUAAGUAUAUCAACCUACUUGUAAUUUGUGUGUUGCAAAAAAGUUCGCUGUGUCUAAAACUGUUUUAUUAUCGAAUUUACUUAACUGACUGGAGAUGGGGCGGCCGUGCACAAAAUGUCCGUCGACGACGGUCCAGAGCUGCUGUGGUCUUCGGAACCUGAGGGCAGCCAGCUUAUUGAUAGGAUUUUUUAAAGUGUUGCUCUUCCUCGCAGCAAUAAUAGGCUUCGUGUCAAUAAUGAGUGGCUACCACACAGGGGCAGCCAAUGAGAAGGAGAUAGCCCAGAAACCGACGGGCCAGCUGGUCCUCGCACUACUCAUGUGUAUGGGAUUCAUGUUCCUGUCUGUAGUACUCAUAGCUGGAUUAUUUAAGAAACGUCGGAACUACGUGAUGAUCUACUGGGUGGCAAACUGGGUGUGGAUCGCACUCACACUAAUUGGACUGUUCACCCAAUCGCAGGGGGUGGUACAGUGGAUCAUUGUCUUCUGUUACACUGUGGCGGACAUCUACUUCCAAAUCGUGAUCCGGAGUUACUAUCUCGAGAUGACGGGCGCCGCGGCUACGCCCCCGCACCCGCAGCAAGCCACGCCAGGAAUCGCUAAAUAUUAAAUAGAUACAUAAAAAAAAUUGUUUCUUUGCCAAACAGUGUUACAAGUAUUUUACAUUUGACCACCACACUAGGCUAGGCCUGUCUCGUGGACAUAUUAUCACCAUCCUCCCUGCGUCAUAGCGGCAUUUGCCACUGCUCAUGGGUAGACUAGAAUGUUUUGAACGUUCCCGAAAAUGGUCUCCCAUUUGACGACCGGUCUGGCUGAGUCGGUAGUGACCCUGUCUGCUAAGCCGCGGUCCUGGGUUCGAAUCCCAGUAAGGGCAUUUAUUUGUGUGAUGAGCACAGAUAUUUGUUCCU
Leguminivora glycinivorella is the source of this 1109-nucleotide messenger RNA. RefSeq lists its product as uncharacterized. Bases 299 to 811 code for a protein of 170 amino acids. The transcript has 5 exons. The record is from RefSeq and is a predicted model, not a curated record. Lineage: Eukaryota; Metazoa; Arthropoda; Insecta; Lepidoptera; Tortricidae.